AUGGAGAUUGCAGUCGAUAUACAUAACUACGGGAGACGGAGAGAGUAUGAAAAAGGACGAAAGGACAAGAGUGAAAAAAUGAGCAAAGGGCGUCGAGGUUGGCAUAGCAAGUGCAUCGCAACUCCAUCGCCAGCGGGUACUUGCAUGUAUCUUUACAUACAUCGCACUACUGCGAGGUACAUCAUCGAUACAUUCAUCGAUGGUCGACACGUGCAGCCGCUAUGGACGAAGAUUUGCUGGCCCGGCCAGCAUCUCGCCUCCAACACUUCCUUGAGUAUAAAAUAUGGACCGACUAGCAAGCAACACAAAACGCCGCCCAAAUUAAGAAGCUCGAUGAGGGCAGAUGCGCGCGAUAUGCGCCGGGCCUCGAAUCAGAAGCUGGUUCCGCCUGCACAUUUUUGGUUCAACGAUCCAGCAUGA
Messenger RNA from Microsporum canis CBS 113480, 420 nucleotides. RefSeq lists its product as uncharacterized. NCBI's taxonomy places the organism in Eukaryota, Fungi, Ascomycota, Eurotiomycetes, Onygenales, Arthrodermataceae. The coding region runs from base 1 to 420 and encodes 139 amino acids. The transcript is spliced from 3 exons. The record is from RefSeq and is a predicted model, not a curated record.